This is a messenger RNA of Puntigrus tetrazona (Sumatra barb), 5970 nucleotides long. RefSeq lists its product as uncharacterized. Gene Ontology annotation, biological process: regulation of cellular localization; establishment or maintenance of cell polarity; centrosome cycle. The record is from RefSeq and is a predicted model, not a curated record. Gene Ontology annotation, molecular function: protein kinase C binding. The transcript has 10 exons. Gene Ontology annotation, cellular component: nucleus; cell cortex; apical plasma membrane. NCBI's taxonomy places the organism in Eukaryota, Metazoa, Chordata, Actinopteri, Cypriniformes, Cyprinidae. Bases 632 to 3778 code for a protein of 1048 amino acids.
UUCAAAAAAAACAAUACCUACGUACGAAGUCCAAAAGUGCGCGUGAAAAAAAAAUCAAAAUCUCUCGCUGGAGGCGCGCGCGAACCGACAGAGGAAUUUCCUCGGCAGCCGGAACGCGUGAACUUCCUCUCCUCUGCAUCUUAGAAUUCUUCCAUCAAUUUUCCACCCAAAUUCUAGUAUAGAGUUACGCCCCUCCCCGUCGGGGGGGCGGGGCCGCGCUGGCCGCUCCGCCAAUAGGAACGUCCCGCAGGUCGGUUUCGCUCGAAGGUGGUCGCGCGCGUCUCCAUAGCAACGCGGCGACAGCGGCCGAGCGUCCGCGGCGCGCGGGGACGAGAGCCGGCGCUUUCCAACGCGGCUGCGGAGCUUGGCCAGAUGUGAAGCGGGAGUGCGCCGAGCACGCCAGAGCUGGCCAAAACAGCUGGAGGAAGAGAGAGAGAGAGAGAGAUUUGGGACGCUCAAAACUGAAAGCGAAGCAGAAACUAGAGCAAGAUGGGAUUUGGCCGGCCGCUUGUGUUUCUGCUGACUCGAACGUGACUUCAGAAAUCUUGAAGGGACUUUCUAAGCGCACGUGUGGCUGCAGCGGAGCGGCGAAGGAGCCACCAUAAUGCUCCACUGACCCUCUGAUCGGACCAUGGAGGACGCGGUGACCUCUGAAGAUGCUGAACCCCUGCCUGCCACCUCCCGAAAUGUCAGCAUCCACCUCAGGGAGCCCGAGGAUGAGUGUCCUUCGAGCACAAGCCCGGAGCCCAGCAGCCCGUCCUCGUCUGCUAAUCAGCAAACUCAAGGCUCUGCUGUAUCAGCGCUGCAGACCAAGGUCAAGGCUCUCUCCGAGCGCAGAGUCGCCUGGAAAGAACCUGGAAGUAAGAACCAGGACAGUCGAGUGGUUCCCGGGACCUUCAUGCUGGGAUACGCCCUCACGGACGCUUGGGGCUCCAGCAGCAGCGACGAGGACGGGGAACCUCGCAAGCCCCUGAUGUUCACCGCUGGAAACCCCAAGCCUCAGGCGGAACCCGAGUACGAUCCCGUCUCUUCCCAAACUUUGCUGGCAAUUCCACGCGGCCUCGGAGAAGGAGCGAGCCUGGAGAACCUCUCAAACGACGCUUGCGGCGGUCGACGCGAUGCUCCCACGUCGGAUAAACCGUGGAUGCCUCCCAAGUGUUUCUGGAGGUCCAUCAGAGCGGAGAUGCCGGUCCUGAACGGGAGCGUUCCUGUGGGGAAAGACGGAGGAACCGCGGGACACAAAAUGGGCCACAGGUUUCCAAGGGAACUGCAAAGGUCUGACAGCCUGGAGAGUCACCUACGCAGGUACAGUCACGGCGAGGCGGGACAGUCUGCACUCUGGCGGGCCGACAGCCUGGAGAGCAUGUGCAGCAGUGGAAGCUCGCUGUCCCUGGCCGAGAGGGUGGAGAUGAACCGAGGUCUUCUCAAACAGAUGCUGCAGAAAGCCCAGAACAAAGAGCAUGUGCUAAGGAUAGAGGAGCCGGCACACAUUGGUGGUAGAGGUCCCUGUGGCCUAAAUGAUAGUGAUUGGGAUUCUGGGAUUUCGCUCCAAGGUAGUGAACACAGCCAAAGGGCCUUUGUGUUGGGCGACGACCUUCCGCUGAGCCCUCGCCACGAGCAGGCCAAACGACUGCUGGAGAGAGCGCGUAUGAAGGCCCGGUCCAACCCUCUCAAAGCCGACCACACCAUCCUACCCGUCCAGAGGGACAACCCGGAGCUGUUGUCCUGGGUUGGUGUACCCUUACACCAGGCUCCUCUUGCGGGGAAGGAGGGCGUGGCGGUAAUCUCCGGAAACCUCAGCGACUCCUCUAGUGGCGACUCAGCAGGUGGGACCCGCCGGAGACACGGACAGUCCCCAACCCGCGUGCGUUUUGAAGAUGAAUCAGAAAAGGACGCUGAGGUGCGCUACCUGGAGCGGCUACGCCAGCGGCGCAGGGCUGGAGAAAGAGCACAGGGGCUACUGGUGUCCAAACCCACCUUGUCGUCUUACAUCAACGGACAAGCAGAGACAGGACAUGGCUCGCAUGAUUCAAUAUUCUGGAAGCCGAAAGCCAAGAAGAGCUUGCUGAACGGCAAAGGUCCGGAAUCAGCAAACAGGCAGUGCAACUCUUGUGGGACCUUUCUAAAUGAACCCCACGGUCCAAGCUUGAACUCAAACACUCUGUCUUUACCUAAUGGGGAAGCCGAAGGGAAGAAGAUACCGUGUUGGGUUGCUCCCACCCUUCCCAACAGGCUCAUCCGGAUCGAACAGAUUAAAGAGACGUACAUUGGGACGAGUCCUGCUAUCGUCCACAGUGAUGGGACGCACUGCAGUCCUGUGGAUACCGUGAGCGGUAGGGGAACUUUCCAGAAGCUAAAGAAGAAGGUCCGGAAACAAGAGAGCAAGCAGGAACCCUUGUACGUCAAUGGUCUGAGGGCUCCAACACCUCCGGAUUGCAACAGCGGAACUCAAAUAUGUCUCUCGAAUGGACUAGCAUUGCCACUCAACCCCUACGCCACGGAUCCACUUGGACAGAGAAUCCCAGUCGCUGGCGGCUCUAUAUCCAGCAAGGGACCUGUAGCACCUCCAUUGCCCCCCAAAGGAGAACCAUCCGGCUCCCACCUUCCUCAGCCAACCCCUCCACCUCUCCAACCCAAAAAAUCAGCCCUGAAAUCCAGCUCAAAGAACCGCUCGAACGGUCAGCGGAGCGUCACACUCAUGUCUUCGCCGGAGUACCACCUGGACUCCAUAGAGGCAGGGGGAGCUGUGGAGAGCUGCCUUCAGGAACAGGCUUCCUCUGGACUGGGUUAUUGGGAAGACAAAUCUACAAUGGUCACCUCUGGACCCAUACUAAGGACGAGCCCAGUUCCCGGUGCUCGAAACUCACCCAUACAAGGGGAAGAAAGGCUAACAGAUGUGGAACAGAGUGCAGGAUCUGAUGCAACAUCCAGCAGUGCUGAAUCAACUCAGGCUCGUCUCAGUGACGGACACGUCAGAGGGCCAAUCAGACCAGUGCAUCACAGAGCCACGAGCCCAAACCUCGCACAAGCGGGGACGGAUGCAGAACAGCGGGAGGGUCGACCCAAACUCUCCCUGCGGCGGUUCUUCUCCGCCAUGGGGCUGAACAGCAUGGGGCUGCUGGGAAAAGGACGCUCCAGCAGCAUGGAUCAGCUCAGCCUGCAUCCUAAACCAAACUCAAACCUGAACCUAAACCCUCGGCCGACUUCACCCUCCACCUCCCCCAGUCCCACACACAGACAUCAGCACCAGCUGAAGAAAGCCCCCUCGCUGCAGACUAUACGGCUGGGGUCUCCAUUUCUCCAGCUGAGAAGAUCUUCAUCGGCUCAAAACCUGCAAAUCCCCAGAAAGAAAACAGACCGUUCCUCUGCAUACACUCCAGGAGAACAGCCCUGCAGUCCACUAUUAACCAGGGAUCUUCAGCGUGCCUUGAGCGUAGAGGAUGUGGGGCGGCCCAGCGCGGUGCGUCCGGUGGGACGCGUGGCCCAGGCCUUCCCUGACGGCACCAUCCUGCUGGAGCUCUCCAGACCCCCCAACGGCCCGUUCGGCUUUCUCAUCUCACGAGGCAAAGGCCGGCCGGACUCAGGGGUGUACGUUGAAGAAAUGGGAGACAGCAACAUGGAGAAGCUCUACGCGGGACUGCUCGGGGUCGGGGACGAGAUCUUGGAGGUGAACGGCGAGAAGGUGGCAGGACUCAGUCUGGACCUGGUGACCCGUUUAAUGACUCAAAACAGGACUGCUUCGAUCCGCGUGCUACGACACAGACGCCUGCAGCGCUAGCUGAAAACAAGAGCAAAAAAACAGUGUGUUGCGGUCAACGUGAGCGAUAACGUCAGAAACGUCAGGGACGGGUUCGUGUAACCGGCAGUAUUGGAGUUUUAUCGCUACUAUAAAGGGACAGUUACCCAGACAUGAAGUGUUUUCUGUACAAGGCCUGUUCACACCAAAAAAACAAAAACAGCAAUGACAAAAUAUAAAAAAUGCACAACUAUAAUGGUAACGACACAGAAGGGCAAAACUAAAGAACGACAAAAACACUGGCAGCCAAUCAGAAUCCAUCCUGCUCUGAAUAGUCUGAGAAUAACUUUUAAUAAUAAACCGCAUGUUACUGCACACUGCAGCGGAUGCUAAUAUAGCUUGGCCCUUACAACCUUUGGAGUUUAGCACAGAAAUAUACACGGCAAGGUUAACGUGUUAAAGUGCUGUUGUUUGUUUUUAUCUGACAAUGACCGGCCGUGCGGCGUCACGCGGCUUUAAGGGAAUGAAAACAUCCUGUACAAUUUCAAAAGUGCAUUGCCUGUGAAGUUAUUAUCUCUCUCUCUCUCAAAAAAAAGAGUUGACUCUGAAUCACUGAAAUGAGUCGUUUUUAAAACGAGUCCCAAGCCGUUAAAUGUUGACGUCAGCAUGAAGCAUUAGCAUAUUGUCCGCCCGCUCAUUGGCCCGUCGUGCUAGUUUGAAUGAAAAUGCUAUUUCGUGCUUUGGAAUGGCAAAAGCUCACAAACACUGCUUUAAAUGAAUCGACCAAUCACUGGAGGGGCAUAGAAAAAUGAAAUAUAAAGCCCCCUUAUAUAACAUACUUGACAUAAUCCCACAGCAGAUCUAUAGAUCUAUACAGGUGGAGCUGGUGGAGGUGGAGGCUAACACUAGCCCAGUAUUUGAAUGUUGAGCAGCGAGCUCAUUGGCUGCUGAUAUGCGAGAAACCAAUCGGCUGCCACGUGAGUAAUCAUGUGAUCACAUCACAUUAAAUCAAAACCCAUCAACCUGGGCCAUGUGGAGUUUCGCGGCAGAACUUUACGUUUAUUUUUACGUUGUUUCGGUGUGAACGGGCCUUAGUUUAAAAGCGGUACCUUAUAAAAACACCCUACCGAAGGCGUGGUCACGUGGUCUGUUUGGAGAGCUCGCGCGACAGACGAGUGAAGUCCACGUGGGAGCUUUUUUUUUUGCCCUUCGUGCGAAAUUGACGCAAACGUGACAACGCGUUAAGUUACAUGCCUCGGCUAUUUCUCCUCCUCGCCAGAAUGCUAUAUCCGUGGUACAAUGUUAUAUUGUAUAAGGACAAAAAGUGAAAUUUAAGUGUUCCCGCGAUGACGGAAGGUCUAAACGUGUUUGCCAAAAACAACACCAGCGUUUAUCUAUAUCCUGAGCGUGUCGUUUCAUCCACAUCCUCCGCUGCUUGCGGUUCAGAUACGGCAUCGAUCUCGCGCGCGGUCCAAAGAGGCUCAAAUACUCUCGCGCAGUGACGGCUUAGUGCACGCGCUGCAGUCGCAUCGAUCAGCUCCAAAGGCUCUUUAGUAAAUUGAUGGGAUAUUUGUCCAUGAUCCCCAGCGCUGUCCUGAAGGAUAUCAGUAUUUCGGUACGUGCGACGCAAAAAGCUACCAACCUAAUGUAUUUUCUUACAUUUAUUUAUACGUGUUCCUAUGAAAUAAAACAACUGGCUUUUAAAAGGUGCGGCUUGUUUUGUUUUAUUCCCCCUUCGUGUAUUUUUUUUUACUUAUUUUAGUGUAAGCAGGAAUACGGCCGGAAUUACUAAAGUCAAUGGUGACUGAGAGGGAGCGUGAGGUUGAGCGAAUCAUGACAGAAUUGUAUUUUUUUUGGUGUACUGUCUCUUUAAGGAAAACGCUUUUAAAUGCAAAAACGUGCUCUGCGCCUUACGACCGUGAGUCGAUUGAAACUAAACGUUUCUUGCGCCAUACUGCAUUGAUUUUCCAUUGGGCUCGUGUUUUUUUUUUUUAACCAAGUUUAAUUUUAAGAAACGACUCUCAAUGCCUUCCAUAUUUUUCCCACUUCACUUCUCCUGUUUCACGUUUUACAUCAAUCUUUGUGAAUGGCCCCUGAGAGUGCAGAAUUUGGGCUUUUCGAUGGGCUCUUGGUGAGGCCCGUGUGCUGGUCACUAAUCUCGCCUGUCCUCCACCUAUUGAUUAGAGAAUGAUUGAUUCUGUCCUGGUCACACUGAAAACACACACACACACACA